UUACGGGUAACAUUUUGUGCCGGUAAAAUGUCGGUGUUGCUGGCUGAUAUCGAUGCGACUUGUGCGGCUUUGGGCUACUCCGAUGGCCAACAGUAUCAGGCUGAGCCAGAUGCCAUACAAGGUUUAAAGCAUCUCAUUUGGAUUUUACGUCGUGAUUUGGAUAAUCAUGAGUAUCGUCGACAUUUGGGUCGUGCCAAAGUCUUGCAAACGGAUUUAGUUUAUAUGCUGCCUGACUAUGUCGAGGAUGAUGAAUAUGCCGACGUACUCAUACGUCUGCUGGUCAUAUUAACGAAUCCCACAUUAUUGCUGUAUCGUGAUGGGCCACCCAAGGACAAUCAUGGUCGUAAGGUUUUCCUUGAACUCAUUGAUAUUCUGCAGGGCUAUAAGAAUGCCUUUACACGUGAUAAAAUUUGGUCGGCUCUGUUUGGCAAAUUAAAGAAAUCAUUAGAAAUUGAUUGGGCACUACGCAGUGAAGAGCAGAGUCUUUUAAUUGAACGUAUUUUGGUUUUGAUACGAAACGUGCUUCAAGUGCCAGCAAAUCCUGAGACUGAAUGUCGUGCCGAUAAUGAUGCCAGCGUACAUGAUCAGGUUAUUUGGGCUUUGCAUCAGUCAGGCAUUUUAGAUUUGGUAUUGUUCAUAAUUUCAUCGUCGGAUGAGAAUCAAUUCCAUUUGCACUGUUUGGAAAUUGUGUGUCUACUGUUUCGGGAACAGACAGCAGAAAAUCUGGCUGAUGCCUCACUGCAACGCAGUGUCAGUGAAAAACAACGUGACGAACAGGAACUCUUGGCAGCACGACGACGUGAAAAACAACGUCUAGCCUCAAAACCGGCUGCUGGACGGCAUUCACGUUUUGGCGGCACGUUUGUAAUACGUAAUCUAAAAUCUGUCUCAGAUCGGGAUAUAAUCUGCCAUCAGCCAUUGGGACGUGUCACAUCGAUUGAUUUGGAUCGAGAAAAGCAGCAACAGAAACGUCCGCAUCGUCAUAUACAGGAAGAGGGUCAGGUGACACGACGUAGUGCGUUUUCCGUACGUUUGUGUUUACGUGAGUAUUGUAUCGAAAUCUUGCGUUCGGCAUACAAUACAUUAGUACGUCAAGUGAGACGUGUAUUGGAACGUAAUUCAGGAUCAACCAGUCAUGAUGAUUCGUACUUAUUGUGGGUCAUACGUUUCUUUAUGGAAUUCAAUCGUCUAAGUGAUAUGAAAUUGGAAUUAGUAAGCGAAUCAUUGAGCGUUCAGUGCUUUCAUUGGGUUUUAACACGUAUGCAACAUGAUAUGGACAUGAUUGUUAGCGAAAAGAAACAAGCUCGUCUUUGGGCCAAACGUUUACAUGUUACUUUACUGACAUUCCGUGAAUUGCUUCAUAGUCUGUUGGCAUUACAAAAACUUCAAGAUGACAAUGCUCGAGCACUGUUCGAUAUGUUAUUGAACAAUGUCUGUUAUGUCCUGGAAUAUCGAGAGACAAUAUUGCAUCUGUUAAUGAACUACAAUGAGGCGCACAGUACCAAAGCCUAUUUGCGUGAUGUGGUUGAAACAGCCAAUAUUUUCAUUAAAAUGAUGGAGAAAUUUUGCAAAGAUUCGGUGGUGGUGCAGGAUAAGAAACGAUCCAAGAAACGUUCUAAUAAAAAAACAAAAAAAUCCGAAAAACCAUCCCAAGAAACUGAGGAAGAACUAUCCAAUCGCUGGGCUGAAAUGGCUGGUGAGGUAUCAGAAAUUCUGUCAAAUGAAUUGCAACUGGCAGAGGAAGAUCAACCCAUACCAUUUGAUUCGGCAUCUGAUGUACCAAUUGAUGAUCAAAAGGAAGAUUGUAUGAUAAGGAUUCAUAAAAUGUUGCGUACUGGUAAAUUGGAACAUGGCGUUGCAUUAAUGCGUGCUGCCAGAGAAGUCUGGCCUGAAAACGAUGUAUUUGGAGCCAUGUCUGCCGCUCCUGAAGACGAAAUGCUGCUAAUGAGAGAAAUAUUCAUGCACAACAUUACAACAGUUGACCCCAGUGAAAAUGAUCAAAAUGAAGGUGAAAAUUCCGGACGCAGUGAUGAUGACGAUGAGGAAAAUGAAGAUGCAGAUGAUGGCAUGGUCGAGAAAACUUUUAAAUUUGAUGAUUUUGCCAAAAGAUUACUAAAUCCAAAAAUAGUUCGUGCUUGUGUUGUGGUACUUUCUGAUUGGGAACAAAUACCUACAAAAUCCCUAAAAGCAGCUGUAACCAUACUACAUCGUAUUGCCUAUGGAUGUUCAUGUCCGGCCAUGCUUUAUCAGGCCAAACUAUUUCGUAUCUUUCAACAAGUUUUCCAUGCUGGCCGUGAUGCACAUCAUGAGGAAUUGCGUCGUUUGGGCAUUUAUGUUGUACGUAAAUUUGUGGAAACCGCACCAAAUAAUCCAAAAAUCUACGCUGAAUUGUUGUUCUACAAAUCGAUUAAGGAAGCAAAUGAACUGGAAAGUGGCUACUGUGAUGCCUAUGAAUCUGGCACCAAAGGAAUCUGGACCGAAGAACAGGAGUCGGAGUUGCGUUUUCUAUUUGAAGAGAAUCAACGAAAUCCUGAAACUGACAAGGAUGUGAUUGAUUGGAUUUUAGAAAACAUCGGUGAUAAGACACGUAACAGACGUGGAGUCCUGAAGAAGCUCAAGGAAAUGGGUUUGAUGUUUAAGGCGCCAACCAAAAAAUCCACUGCUGAUGCACAAAAUAAAAACUUGUUUCGCUCUGAGGAAGAUGAAGAACUACGCAGCCUCUACGAUCAAUAUCGAACUGAAGAUGAUUGUCUACAACGUAUUCUAGAUGAAUUUGGCGAGAGACGUAAUAAACAAGCUAUAAUCAAGAGAAUGUUGCAAUUGCAUAUUAUAGCCGAUAAAUCGGAAAUUUUACCCCAAAAGCCACGUAAACGCAAGUCGAAAAAACAAAUGGAGAAUGAAGAAGGAGGAGAGCACGAUGAAUAUGAAUUUAUGGAAGAACCAGAAUUGGAUGAAGCUGAUAGACCUAGUUCGUCCAGGCAGAGUAAGGCUAAGAAGCCAACCAAAGCAAAACCACGCAAGAUAGUACGUACUCCUCUAGAUGUGGGCACGGUUAGAGCUUUGUUGGGACAAAUUGAUGCCGACAAAUACCAAGAAGCUAUAGAUUGGCUUAAGGAAUGUUUAGAUGAUGCCGCUGAAGAUACUGAGCUAGCUGAGGAAGAAGAUGAUGGCGUUCCUUUGGUACCCUUGCAGGAAUUGCAAAAAGAAGCCAUGGAAGAUGAUAAUUUCAAAAAGGUUUUGGUAGCCUUGGGCAUACAACCUCCUGUCUUUGGCAUGGAAAGCUAUUGGCGUAUACCCAUUUAUUUGAAUUCGGCUGACUUGAAAUUAAGAGCCAAAAUAGUGGCGGGCGAAGAAGUUGACAUUGAUGUGGAUGAUUUGGAAGAAGAUGACAACGGAAGCGAUAAUGAUAGUGCUGAAGAAAACAAUGAUAAUCGAGAUGGCGAUGAGAGUGAAGAAGAUUAUUUGGAAACUUUGGGCAUGGCCAAAGAACGUAAGAAGUUGGAUAAUUUGGAAAAUUACAUGGAGCAACAGAGGGAGAAAAUGAAAAACUUGAUGUUUAGCAAGAGUGAUGAGGAGACUGAAGAACGUGCUCCCUUAAAAGAUAAAAAGAAAACCAAAGCCAAAAGGGAAACCAAGGCUAAGAAAAAGAAGGCAGACUCUGAUUCGGAAGAAGAUACGGAAAUGGUGAAUAAAAUUAAAAAAAAAUUGGAUAAAAAGAAACGCAACAAUGAUUUGAGCAGUGAAGAGGAAGAUGGAGAAGAAACGUUCAAAAAACCUAAAGAAAAGGAAGUGGUCAAACCCGAUACAACCGAUUUGUUUGAUCAAUUAAAGGCCAAAAGAGCUAAGAGUAAAAUCAAUCUUAAGGAUAUGGUGGCCGAAAAGAAUAAAGACAAUGAAGGCGAGGAGGAUGAUAUUGAUUUACAUUUCAACUCUGAGGAUUAUCGCAAACGUUUAGCUGAAUUGGGCGACGAUGAUAAUAAUGAUGGCAGUGAAGGAGAAGAGGACACUGAACAGCAAACCUUAAGCAAUCGUUCUCGUCGAGCCAAUGUAAUUGAAUCAGAUUCUGAUGAUGAUGGUGAUGUUGUUGACAAUGUUAAUAAAGCCAACAACAUAUAUAAACAAGUCUUCAAUGAUGAUGACAACAAUUAUGCAGAUGAUGAUGGUGUUAAAUCCAUUAAAAAACAACAAGCAGCUGGCGACAAUAUAAAAGACUCGUCUAAAACAUCAACUAAAAAACGCCGACGUUCCCUAGAUGAAGACAAUACUGAUGAGAUGAAGCAGGAGGAUGAUGCUGAUGAUGACGACGAGGAUGCUAAAUUUCUAAAACGCAAGAAGCCAUCACCAACUAAACAACGUGUUGCAGAGACUGGUGAAGAACCAGCUAAACGACGCCGUGUUGCUGUCAUAGACGAUGAUGAUGAGGAUGAUUGAGCAAACAAUUUUAGUUUUACUUUUUCUCUCUUAUGUUGUAUGCAAUGAUUUUCAUUUAAGUUUAUAUUUGUUUUACUAUCUUUUCU
Messenger RNA from Calliphora vicina (urban bluebottle blowfly), 4517 nucleotides. It is a transcript of the gene timeout, whose product is annotated as timeless circadian regulator timeout. Gene Ontology annotation, biological process: replication fork arrest; entrainment of circadian clock; DNA replication checkpoint signaling. Gene Ontology annotation, molecular function: DNA binding. Gene Ontology annotation, cellular component: replication fork protection complex. Bases 28 to 4431 code for a protein of 1467 amino acids. NCBI's taxonomy places the organism in Eukaryota, Metazoa, Arthropoda, Insecta, Diptera, Calliphoridae. The record is from RefSeq and is a predicted model, not a curated record. The transcript is spliced from 18 exons.